Messenger RNA from Pyricularia pennisetigena, 4278 nucleotides. RefSeq lists its product as uncharacterized. Gene Ontology annotation, biological process: L-serine catabolic process; L-threonine catabolic process; transsulfuration. Bases 1 to 4278 code for a protein of 1425 amino acids. NCBI's taxonomy places the organism in Eukaryota, Fungi, Ascomycota, Sordariomycetes, Magnaporthales, Pyriculariaceae. The transcript has 5 exons. Gene Ontology annotation, molecular function: threonine deaminase activity; L-serine ammonia-lyase activity; pyridoxal phosphate binding. The record is from RefSeq and is a predicted model, not a curated record.
AUGCAAAAACGUCAGGUUGGCAUAGUUACUAUUUGCGCCGCCCUUGUUGGUCUGGCCCGGCGCCAGCCACCUCUCGGGCUUGAACUGGCCAGCGUCGUCACCCCACAGUUCCCGGGAUCUGUUCGUUGCCGCCGGCGAUAUCAGCAGCUGCGUCCCCUUGGGGAUCGCCCUGCCGAGCAGCAUGGUGUCGCUGAUAGCUUCUCGCCGCGUCGCCGGCACCGACGGGUAGAAGCGCAGAACCUCGCUGCAGAACGCCUGCAGAUAGGGCAGGGCCUGGAAGUCGCGCUCGCUGACCCGGGCGCUGGGGUCGGCCGGCGACGGAAGCCCACUGCGCACCUCGUCCCGCAGCCGAGCCUGCAUCUCCGGGCGCCGGCAGAGCUCCACAAGGCCCCAGCCCAGCGACCCGGCGACCGUCUCGUGCCCAGCAACCAGGAAGGUCAUGCUCUGGUCGACGAGGCUCUCGUCGUCAAAGGCGCCCGAGCUCUUGGCGACCGAUAUGAGAUCCACCGCCGCGGAGGGGUCGUCCUCCGGGGUGCGUUUGGCCUGGAUCACGCCGCGGAUGAUGCUCCGGAUGGUGUCGACGGCCGCCUUGGUGCGGAUGUUGUGUUGGAUUGGCAGCUUCUGCAGCCAAAGGACGGGAAGAAAGUCGGCCAAGGCCUCGAGGAACGUCACUGCCACGUGGGUCUCCUGGGACUUGAACAGAAACUCAUAGGGUUUUGGAUCGCAUUGAAGCUGAACCCGAACCCGGCCUCUCCGAUAUUGUCGAGCGUGAUUCGGCGCAGCCAAUCAAUGGCAACCGGGGACAUGGAAUUGCGACUGGCCCGGCGGUCGGAUGUGCCAGCCAUCGCGGCCAUCGGCGUGAAAGCAUUUGCCAAGGAGCCGAUUUAUGGUCACUUUUUCCCCAAGCGAGACUUGUACCCCGGGGACUUUUACCGCGCCUUCGCCGACGAGAUCACCCGUUUUCUUCUAACUCCGGGACAUGUGGUGAUCGUGGCAGAGGUCGACAAUAAUGACGGACAGGGAAAACAAGUGGCUGGAUACGCCACCUUUAUCCGGUAUGGCUCGGCCAAGGAGCUCGCCAAUUGGAACCCGACGUCGAUUUCUAUGAAAUGGCCAGCUAUACAGCGAAUCUUGUUCGACAUCCGAAAGUUCCUAGAGUCCAUCGUCUGGCCAAACCGCGCCGCAUCCCUGAGCGUGGCUCGAGACUACUACCGGCAGGCCGACAAGCUGCAGGCGCCAUAUCUGGUGGGGUCAAAGAGCCGCAUUGAUUUUCGCAGCCUAGCCGUGGACCCGGCUUUCCAGCGACGUGGCUACGGGGAGACGAUGGUGCAGUGGCUGGGCUUGCAGGCGUGGGAGGAGAAGGUUCCUGUGUUCGGCGAUGCCAGCACCAACGGACUGCCCAUCUACCUACGCAACCAGUGCAAAGAGAUCGGCAAGAUCCACCUCAAGGAACAAGUCAUCAGUCUGGGAUGGGGCAAAGGGUCACUGAUACUUUCACCCAUGGACGUUAUUUGCCUGAGGUGGAAGUCGCCCGAGGGGGUGCCGAUCUGGGAUGCAGCGUCGUACUUUAAGUUUGUAGCGGAGAAGCCGACCGACAUCUCGAGAAUGCUGGACCUCGUCGAAGACCUUGUCAGCGGUAUCCAAAAUGCCCACAAAAAUAUAUCCAGCCACGUCAUCCGCACGCCGGUCAUCAGGCUACCUUGGCUUGACUCGGAGGACCGCGAGGUCUGGGCCAAGCUGGAGUGCCACCAACACACCGGCUCGUUCAAGUACCGCGGCGCAUACAAUGCUCUCAGCAGGGCCAAGACCAACAUGAUCGUCACGGCCUCGGCCGGCAACCACGCUCUCGCCACGGCGGCGGCUGGUAGUCGGCUCGGCAAGGACGUGCAUCUCAUCGCGCCCAUCACGGCCUCGGAGCUCAAAGUCAACCGCAUGAUGGCCGACGCCGAGGUCACCCUCCUUGGUCAGGACCUCUACGAGGCCACUCUCAUGGCCAUGGGUCUGGCCAAGAAGUCGGCCGAUCUGACGACAGACGAGAGCGAAAUGCUGUAUUACGUGUCUCCGUAUGAUAACGUGGACGUGGCUGCCGGUGCAGGCACAGUCAUGCUAGAGGCGCAGGAAGACCAUGGGAUCUUCGACACAGUUGUGGUACCGCUGGGAGGAGGCGGCCUGGCCGCGGGGGUGGGAGCCUGGUGUGUUCGCAACUCACCCCAGACGAAGGUGGUCUGCACCCACCCGAAGAUCUUCGGCAGAGAGUUUGUCAAAAGCAAACCCAUAGCCAGCCAGCUGGCCAGGCCCACUGCCGUCUCCUACUCUGACGGCCUGGCGGUCCAGUUGGUGAGGAAGACACCCUUCGCGCGCAUCCUGCAAGAGACCAUCAAAGACGUCGCUCAGGUGACCGAGGAUGAGACGGCUGUUGCCAUCUCGAUUGCGCUACGCAUGCAGUCGCUGCUGAUCGAGGGCUCGGCUGCGACCACGAUAGCCGCACUGCUCAAACCUGAAGCCCCUGAGACGAUGCACAUCAAGGGCCGCGUCCUCCUGCUGCUCACGGGCGGCAACAUUUCUUCGGGCAGCCUGGCCAGGUCUCUUGUGUCCGACGUGUCAAACACAGCCCUCCGACAGGCCAUUGGACUGCGGAACAUUCUGCCGUCGGUAGAUCGAUGCGGAUCCACCAAGCUGCCAAUCCAGGAGAUGGAGGAGCAGAAAAGGAACGGAAAUGAAGAGACGGCUGACGGCUAUCAACACGUCAACGGAAACCACCGUUCUCAACCAACUGCUGCUGCUGCUGCUGCUGCUGCAACGAAUGGAGCCUCAGCUUUGGCCAAGGAGACGAGAAGUGAUUUGAAGCAGUGGCAGACUUUCUCCGACCGCCUUCAAGCCAUGAUCAAAACAACAGCCGAAACAAUGCAGCAGAAGAACGAGCUAUCAGCGCGACUAUGCUUGGAGCAGGACCAAUGGUGCAAGGACGUCUACGAUGAGCUCCAGGAAGUCCUCUGCCGGCGAGCCAAGGAGUUCGAGACCGCUGUCAAGGCGUCCCCCUCACUGCCCAAGUUCUGGGUUCUGGAAGAGCGCUAUCGGAUCCUCCUCCAGCAGCACUCGGCCGUGACAUGCCUUUUCAAUAGGGCCAGUGCUGCCAACGACCAGUCUCUGCGCGACUGGUUCCGUGACCUGGACUGCCAGAGCGCCGCCAUAUGCAACUACGACCGCUACGGUUCCUCGCAGCUGCGCGCCACCGAACAGCUCCUCGCCAGAGCCUUGGCCCUAGGCGAGUCGUCCGGGACCGAGCUGCUGCUGACCUCGAGCGGGAUGGCCGCCUACCAAGUCGUGCAGCACUUUGUGCUACAGAGCAUCGGCGAGAAGGGAAACUUUGUGCUCCCGCCGUACGUCUACUUCGAGGGCAUGGAGCAGCUCCAGGCCUUCGACUUUGUCACCGUCACGCACGCCCCGACGUUCGACGCCGAAGACGUCAUCGCCACCGCCGAGGCGGUCGAUGCAAAGGUGGUGUUCCUCGACGCCAUCGCCAACAUGGUCGACCUGCCCGCGACCGACGUCCGGCACUUCUGCCGAACGGUCGCGCACCGGCCCGGAUGGGGCGACCGCAUCGUCGUCAUCGACGGGACGACGGUAUCGGGCGCCAUGCCGGUCUUCGACUGGAUGCCGACGGAGAAGGAGGGCCCGCACGCCCCGACGCUUCUGUACUUUGAAAGCGCGAGCAAGUACCUCCAGUUCGGCAUGGACCUGCAGAUGGGUGGGUUGGUGGUGUACCCGAGCCGGAUGGACGCGACAAUGCGUACGAUCCGCCGCAACACGGGCGGGGUCAUGUACUCGCGCGGUUUGACGCUGCUCCCGCCACUCGACCGCGCCGCCUACCAGGAGCGCAUGACGCGGCUCAGCCGCAACGCCGAGGUCCUGCGCGACGGCAUCGCCGCCGGAGCGUCCGACCUUGUCCACGUCAGGUUCCCCUCCGAGUGGAAGCGGUUUGGGUGGCGUCACGGCGGAGCCCUGGUGACGGUGAGGUUCCUGCGGGACGGGCUCAAUAACAAGGACGGUCUCGAGGCGUGCAUCGAUUUGGUUCUUAGGGGCGCCAAGUCCAAGGGUCUGCCCGUGACCAAGGGCGUGAGCUUUGGGUUUUCGACCAUGAGGAUCUCAUCCGCGUCGUCGAUGGCAAAGGACUUUGAUCCUUUUCUCCGCCUGUCGGUGGGUAUCGACAGGGAGACUCUGGACGGCUUGGUGGAGGUUAUGGUGGCAGCCAUACGGUGUUAUGCUGACACGUUUUAA